Porites lobata is the source of this 855-nucleotide messenger RNA. The record is from the annotation of a GenBank genome assembly. Lineage: Eukaryota; Metazoa; Cnidaria; Anthozoa; Scleractinia; Poritidae.
AUGGAAACUUGGUUUACGAUUCUUGGUUGGACACUAUCCAUUGUGGCGGCGGGUGGAAAUGGCUCCAUUAUUUUUCUUGUUUACAGCAAACGACGGCUCCUUACUAAAACCAACGCUUUUAUCAUUUCUCUUGCAGUAGCGGAUCUCGGUGUAGGGGCCAGCGUUUUCCCUUCACAGUUUUUUUCUGUUUUUUACGGCGACAAUUGGUCUUCAAGAUUAUUGAUCUAUCGAAUACGAUGGCUGUUCGGCUACGCAUCUGCGACAAGCUUGUGUUGUUUAGUUCUGGAUCGUUACGUGGCGAUUGUUACGCCUUUAAAGUAUCUAAAUUUUAUGAGCCGAGGUCGUGUUAUCAAAAUGAUUUUUGUUUCCUGGGCAAUCCCUGUGGGAUUUGUCAUAACUUCAUUAUUAUAUUUCUUACCUGCUCCAGUAAGAAAGAAUAUUGCUACCAUAUUUGUUAUGUUUUGGGAGAUUUUUUCAUGCUGCUUUCUAAUAUUCUGCUUUUCCUCUAUGAUACUUGUCGUAUAUAAACAUGAUAGAUCGUCAGCCACCUUAGCAAAACAGCUACGGUUCAACCACAGAGAUUUGACAGUCAGAAGUCAGGACAGAUCAGCAAUAACAAUGAUGGCGAUUGUAAUAGUCGUGUUUCUCGUCUGCUAUGGAAUGUAUUUGCGCUGCAGUUUAGUAUUACUUCUUGAUCUCGAUUGUAGUGAUGAAGUCUAUAAAAUACCCAUGUUAGUCCUGAAUUCCGCCAUCAACCCUUGGGUGUAUGCAUUGUUCAAGAGGGACAUAAAGAAGGAAAUGAUUAAGAAAUUGAUUUGCAGAAAAACCUGCAGGGAGAAACUACAAAAUCAAUAA